GAAUUCCCAUUCCAAUUCCAAAUUUCCAAUCGAUAUUAGAAAGUAAAGGAGAAAGGAUAAGCGAGAUUUGAAGUUGAAAGCAAUGGCGGUGGCGAGUGUAGAACAAGAAGGAGAAGAGAUCGUACUAGUAAUGGAGAAAAUAGGUAGAAUUCUAGAGGAAGCGAAAGCAUCAAACGCAACUCACAUCCGAAAGCUAAAAGAUCUUUCCGCUAUCAAAUCAAACUCAACUCACAUCUUCUUCUCCGCUUUCUCCAAAACCCUAACUCCUCUUUUCAGUCACUCCCAGCGUCGCCUCGCUUCCGCUGAAAGAAUCGUGCGAUUCGUCUCGGCUUUCGCUACCACGCCUCCUAAUCUCUGCGAUCCCUUGUUUCUCCAGCAAUUUGUUCGCUUUCUGCUCGGAGCCACCACGGCUGCUAAUAACACUGCUCGCUUUAGAGCUUGCCAGCUCAUCUCUGAGAUCAUAGUGCGGCUGCCAGAUGAUACUGAAGUAAGCAACGAUCUGUGGGAUGAGGUGAUAGAUUGUUUCAAAUUGAGGAUAGCAGAUAAAGUUCCGAUGAUCCGUGCAUGUGUCAUCAGGGCUCUGUCACGCUUUGCAAAUGAUGCAGAGAAUAGUGACAUUCUUGAGCUGUUUAUUCAGUCAUUGCCUCGAGAACAGAAUGCAGAUGUUCGUAAGACAAUACUACUUUGUUUGCCUCCUUCAAAUGCAACUUCACAAGCUAUCAUUGACCGCACCCUUGAUAUAAGUGAAUCAGUUCGCAAAGCAGCAUAUUUUGUUCUGGCUAGUAAAUUUCCCCUUCAGAGCUUGAGCAUAAAGCUCCGUACUAUCAUUCUACGUAGGGGACUUGCUGAUCGAUCAACAGCUGUUGUGGAGCAAUGUCUUGCAUUGAUAAAAGAUGAAUGGCUUAUGAAGAGUUGUAGCGGAGACCCCAUUGUGCUUUUAAGGUACCUUGAUGUUGAAACUUAUGAGCUGGUAGGGGAGUCUGUCAUGGAAGCCCUUCUUCAUGCUGGGUUGGGGAACAUUCAAAAAAAUGGAAGUCUCACACAAUUUAAUCUAUUAACAAGGAAUGAUAACGAAGAGCGGUGCAAUUCACACAUCCCGUUGAUCGAACCAGAGAUUGCUCUCUAUUGGAGGGUUGUGUGUAAGCACUUACACACAAAGGCAGAGGCUAAAGGUUCUGAUGCCGCUAUGAAGACGGGAACUGAAGCUGCUGUAUAUGCAGCAGAAGCAUCUGAUACUAAUGACCUUCUGGAAAGAGUUCUUCCUGAAACUGUUGAUGAAUAUGUUGAAUUUGUUAAAGCUCAUAUUGCUGCCGGACCAAAUUGUCGUUUUACAUCUAGACAAUUACUUUUGCUUGGUGAGAUGAUUGAUUUCUCCGACACUUCAAAUAGGAAAGCUGCUGGUGCAUUUAUCCAGGAGUUACUAGAGAUGCCUCCUGAGCAUGAAUUAGAUGAUGAUGGCAAUGAAGUUGUCAUAGGAGAUGGGAUCAAUCUUGGUGGAGAUAAACAAUGGGCUGAUGCAGUGUCACGAUUGGCUAAAAAAGUUUAUGCUGCUUCGGGAGAAUUUGAAGAAGUAUUUCUGGGGGUCAUUGAGAAGCUUGCUCGACCUUGCAGGGAGAGAACAGCAAAUUUCGUGCAGUGGAUGCACUGCCUUUCUGUGACCAGCCUGAUAUUGGAAAAUACUAACUCAUUUCGUUGGAUGCUCGGAAUGUCGAUUGAACCUGCAGAGCUCCUAUUGUCUUUAUUGUUACCCGGGGCUAAACACAUCCACGUAGAUAUACAGAGGGCAGCGAUUAGGUGCCUCGGCCUCUUUGGAUUAUUAGAGAAGAAACCCAGUGAGGAACUAACUAAGCAGUUACUAGUUUCCUUUGUAAAGGAAUUCUCACCAACUAGUGCAAUGGCUGGUAAGGCUUUGAUCGAUCUUUCAAUGUGGCAUGGCCCACAUGAAAUUAGCAAAGCCAUAACCCCAGAUUUUGCAUCAGAACUUCAGGAGGCAAUGCCUUCUGACCCUAUCAAAUUUGUCAACCCUAAUGAGGAAAUGGGUAAUGAUCUACUUGAUCUGUUAUUAGCUGGGCUUGAAAGAUGGAAAAGGACCAAAGUUUCAGAGGUUGAUGAGGAUGAGUCGGUGCAAGCUGUUCUCGGGGAAGGGUUUGCAAAGAUUCUACUCUUGAGUGAUAAGUACCCAACGAUACCUGCUUCAUCACAUCCUUUACUUUUAGAAAAGCUGAUGGGCCUUUAUUUUUGCAGUGAAAUUACAGAACUGCGGAGGUUAAAGCAAUGCCUAUUUGUAUUCUUUGAGCAUUAUUCGUCGCUCUCUGUGAAUCACAAGAAAUGUUUGUCGAGGGCUUUUAUUCCUACCAUGCGUUCAAUGUGGCCAGGCAUAGAUGGUAAUCCGGCUGGAUCCCCAGUAAUGGUGUCUAACAUGCGUAAGCGUGCUGUGCAAGCUUCACGGUUUAUGCUGCAGAUGUUGCAGACUCCAUUGUACACAAAAGAGACAGAACAGAUAGAUGAAACUUGUAGCAGUAGUCCCUCAGAUGGAGUUGAUGAUAUAGAAAAUGGUUCUGAUGAAUUUGAGAAUGGAGACGAAGGGCUUGCUAUACGCAUAGUUGUUGAGGCUAUAUCCUUCCCUGUAAAGAAGACAGCUGCAGAGAAGGCAUAUCUAGUAGCAAUCUGUAAAUUGAUCCCAAUGCUUCGUUUCCGUUUAUCGGAACAAGGGCCCAUAAAGUUAAUGAGGCGUCUUUUAAAUCGUGUGAUGGAAUUUGUCUCUUCAGAAAGGGAGUUGGUUAAGGAGCUAAAGCGAGUUGCAGAACGGCUUCAGACAGCUGAUAAACAUCAAGAACAGGAUCUGCAUUCUGAUCAAGCUAACCUUAUUCUGGGGAGGUUGCAACUAGAACUUAACCUUAAUGAAUAUGAGUGCACUGAUAUUCCAACGCCAGUGGCACCACGAUCAACCAGGCCAACCUGUCGAAGAAGAAAAGUGAGGGAUGAAGAGUCAUCAUCCGAAGAUGAAACAUCACCCGAAUCUGUCGUCCCUAAUAAUCCUAUCACGAUGAGCACCCGUUCACAACGGGCAAGCAAGACUGCUGCAAUGAACAAAAUUGCAAAUAGACCUGUGAUGAAAAUUGUUGAAAGCGGUGAAGAGGAAGAGGAAGAGGAAGAGGAAGAUGUUUCAGAGUUGACAUCUGAAGAUCAUUCAGAUGAGUCUUCUGAUUAAAUAACAUGGACAAAGAAUACUAUUUGUGUGCAACAAUUCUGUCUGUAUUUUCUUUGUAAAUUUUAGGCUGAAAUAUCAAUAUUGGCACUUGAAGGUUUGUUA
Messenger RNA from Daucus carota subsp. sativus, 3313 nucleotides. RefSeq lists its product as uncharacterized. The coding region runs from base 83 to 3211 and encodes 1042 amino acids. The record is from RefSeq and is a predicted model, not a curated record. The transcript has 12 exons. Gene Ontology annotation, biological process: mitotic chromosome condensation. Gene Ontology annotation, cellular component: condensed chromosome; condensin complex. Lineage: Eukaryota; Viridiplantae; Streptophyta; Magnoliopsida; Apiales; Apiaceae.